Messenger RNA from Aethina tumida (small hive beetle), 1369 nucleotides. It is a transcript of the gene mRpL38, whose product is annotated as 39S ribosomal protein L38, mitochondrial. Lineage: Eukaryota; Metazoa; Arthropoda; Insecta; Coleoptera; Nitidulidae. The transcript is spliced from 7 exons. The coding region runs from base 116 to 1327 and encodes 403 amino acids. The record is from RefSeq and is a predicted model, not a curated record. Gene Ontology annotation, cellular component: mitochondrial large ribosomal subunit.
UAAAUAUUUAUGUUACAUGACUAAAAUGGUUUGAGGUUAGUUCCAUGUUGAUACAUAAAGUUUCACCACAAAAAUACACCCGACAUAAAACAUCAGUUAAAAUUUGUUAAACAUCAUGGCGAGCUCGCUGUGGAAACUAUGUAACACCAAUUUAAACCUCAACAUCAAUUCAAGUCUAUGUGGUUCAGUAAGGAACGGUCACCAUUUAAGGGGUAAACCACCAGGAGUGGCAAGAAGCUUAAAAGAGAGACUAGCGGAACUAAACCAAAAGGACCCCAAAAUCCACUACCGAGUAGACAUAGGUCUGCCUCCAAUCGUUCAAUCGCGAUCAAAACAACUGGAAGAACGACUAAAAAUUUUAAAGGCCCAACGAAAAGAUCCAAAGUUGGAAAAACUCGCCCGAAACAAAUCCUUGUUGAUUGAUUUGGACGCAGUGAAACAAGAAUGGCUGAACAGCAGUGCUCCCCAUCACAUAAAAGAAUCAGCAGAUCACUAUGGUGUGUUCGAGCAUCUUUAUGGGGAUGCAUACUUUUACCCCAGGGUGCCUCUGGGUGUUUAUUAUACUCACAACGAUCUGCAGCACCCUGUUUAUUAUGGUAACGUCAUAAAACCUCAGGAAGCAAGUUCAAAGCCAGAGAUAAAAUAUGAGAGUGACGACAAAACUUUGUGGACUUUGGUGUUGACAAAUCCAGAUGGACAUUUUACAGAACAAGAUAAAGAAUAUGUCCAUUGGUUUGUAGGUAACAUUCCUGGCAAUAAAGUAGAAAAUGGUGAAACAAUCAUACAAUACCUGCAACCUUUUCCACCAAAGGGUACAGGCUAUCACAGACAUGUUUUUGUAUUAUAUAAGCAAAAUAAAAAAAUCGACUUCAGCCAAUUUAAAAAGGCAGGACCUUGCACCACUUUGUCUGAAAGGACGUUUUCUACUUACGAGUUUUAUAAAAACUUACAAGAUGAUAUCACACCAGCAGGUCUAGCUUUCUUCCAGGCUGACUGGGAUAAAUCAUUGAAACAAUUUUAUCACAAUGUCCUGGAAAUGAAGGAGCCAAUAUUUGAGUAUGAUUUCCCUGAGCCCUACAUCAAGAAACAAGUAUGGUUCCCCUUAAGACAACCUUUUAAUUUGUACAUGGACAAGUACAGGGAUCCCAAGCAAAUCAACAAGGAGUUCCUUGAGAGGAAAUUGAAAAAUGUUCAUCCAUUUAAGGCACCUCCACCACCUCUACCAUAUCCAAAUGCUCAGUAUUUUGAGGGCUAUGUACCUAGCUGGUUACAAUUGGAAAAGAGGAAGUCUAGGUUGAGGUGGGGAAGGAUUAAUGAUAUUGAAUAAAAGAUGUAUAUGUCUGUUACAAUAAAUUGUUAUAAAAACGUU